Messenger RNA from Salvelinus namaycush (lake trout), 1859 nucleotides. RefSeq names its product NEDD8-activating enzyme E1 catalytic subunit-like. The transcript is spliced from 17 exons. The record is from RefSeq and is a predicted model, not a curated record. Gene Ontology annotation, molecular function: NEDD8 activating enzyme activity. The coding region runs from base 114 to 1496 and encodes 460 amino acids. NCBI's taxonomy places the organism in Eukaryota, Metazoa, Chordata, Actinopteri, Salmoniformes, Salmonidae. Gene Ontology annotation, biological process: protein neddylation. Gene Ontology annotation, cellular component: nucleus; cytoplasm.
CUCGUUUUUCCUGAGUUCUCAGUUGUCUUGAAAGCACCAUUAUAACUCAGUGUGCAAAAUUUGAUUUUUAUGAAUAUACAGUACAGGCACUGGGGACAUGGCAGCGUGAAAGUAUGGCGGAUGCUGAAGAGCCGGAGAAGAAAAGAAGGAAAAUAGAGGAGCUGACUGAGAAAAUGGCUGUAGAUGGAGACAGUAGAGACUGGGAUGGCCGAUGGAACCAUGUGAAGAAGUUCCUCGAGAGACCCGGCCCAUUCACUCAUCCUGACUUUGAGCCAAGCAUUGAGUCCCUUGGGUUCUUAUUGGAGACAUGCAAGAUCCUGGUCAUUGGAGCUGGAGGACUUGGGUGUGAGCUGCUCAAAAAUCUGGUCCUGUCAGGUUUUAGUCACAUUCAUGUUGUUGACAUGGAUACCAUUGAUAUCUCCAAUCUCAACAGGCAGUUCCUUUUCAGGACCAAAGAUGUUGGACGGCCAAAAGCAGAUGUGGCUGCUGACUUUAUCAAUGGUCGCGUCCCUGGAUGUCAAGUCGUCCCACAUUUCAACAAAAUCCAAGACUUUGAUGAAUCUUUCUACAGACAAUUCCAUAUUAUUGUUUGUGGAUUAGAUUCCAUCAUCGCCAGGCGUUGGAUGAAUGGCAUGCUGAUAUCUCUCCUGAGCUACGAGGAUGGUGUUCUGGACCCCAGUUCCAUCAUCCCCCUCAUUGACGGUGGGACGGAGGGUUUCAAAGGCAAUGCUCGGGUCAUUCUGCCUGGCAUGACCGCAUGCAUCGACUGCACCCUGGAACUCUACCCACCACAGAUUCAUUUCCCCAUGUGCACCAUUGCGUCUAUGCCGCGGUUGCCAGAGCACUGCGUUGAAUAUGUCAGAAUGCUACAGUGGCCCAAAGACAAGCCUUUUGGAGAUGGUGUUGGUUUGGAUGGGGAUAACCCUGAGCACAUCCAGUGGGUGUUCCAGAGGGCCCAGGAGAGAGCUGUUGACUACAGCAUCACAGGAGUCACAUACAGACUCACACAAGGUGUCGUGAAAAGGAUCAUCCCUGCUGUGGCGUCAACUAAUGCUGUAAUAGCUGCUGCCUGCUCCACUGAAGUUUUUAAAAUAGCUCAAGGUUACACUUCUAUUCCACUGAAUAAUUAUCUGGUAUUUAAUAUUGUGGACGGACUGUACACCUACACCUUUGAGGCAGAGCGAAAGGAGAACUGCUCAGAUGGUAGCCAGGUGCCCCAGGAUCUACAGUUCCCACCCUCUGCCAAGCUACAGGAGGUCCUGGAGUACUUGACAGAGAAUUCCUCCCUACAAAUGAAAUCCCCAGCCAUCACAGCAACCCUGGACGGGAAAAAUAAGACACUGUAUUUACAGACUAUAGCUUCAAUUGAAGAAAGAACUAGACCAAACCUUUGCAAAACCUUGAAAGAACUGGGAUUGUCUGAUGGACAGGAACUAGCAGUGGCGGAUGUCACCACACCUCAGACUGUCCUCUUCAAGUUGAAACUCACCUCUUAAAGGGCUAGUGCAGUCAUAAAUGUGAUUUUCUUAUGUUUUAUCUAUAUUUCCACACUAUGAGGUUGGAAUAAUUCUGUGAAAUUGUGAAAAUUAUGAUAAUACCCUUUUAGUGUAAGCGUUGUUUGAAAAGAACGCCUGAAAUUUCAGGUAAUUUUGCAUGGGUGUAGUUUUAGCCUGCCUGGCGACAUUACCGGGCGGUGUUAAUAGACCAAUAACAGAGUUCCAAACCUCUGCUAAUAACAUCUAGUUUCCAGGUUACAUAUCCCUCCCAUUAAGCUUCUCCAAUUAGGUGCCUCACUCAGACCACUCCCAGACAGUCCUAACGAAAUUAUUGCUUGAGAAAUUGCUUUUUGCUAAGAAGCU